GACGUUGGUUUCAGAAUCAAAACAAACGUGACAGCUCUCUGCUUCAAAACACUCAACCACUCGCAUACGCUGUGUAAACAGCUAGAAGUAAGGAGGAAUCCACACUGUUUAUCAGACACAAUGUUUCAGACGGUGAAUUCGCCCUCAGGGAAACGUUAGUCUGCGAUAAUGUAUUUAUUAGGACCACUCAAUCUCGGGAUUAACAGUUAGUUGCUGGAUAAAACCUCUGUGUGUUGGAGCUAUGGGUUAAACAUGACCAUAUAUGGACCGGGUUCCGAUGAUCAGUCCGCCUUUGCGGCACAGAUGUCAACAAGUGUCUCCUAAACGUUGGCUUCAACUGGAUACUGUAAGUCACCAAUGCAGCGAAGAAUCAUUACAAGUUCCAAACAUGUCGUCCGAAAAAGUCGUGGCUAUCGUGAUGGAUGAUAAAACCUACGAGGUGGACAAGCACAAGCUGAUCGAGAACAGCGACUACUUCCGUGCGCUGUACGGCUCGGGCAUGCGGGAGUCCACGGCGGACUCCGUCCAGUUGCAGGGUCUGAGCGGUCAGGGUCUGGAGCUGGUCCUCGGGUUCAUCAACACGUCCAAGGUGCACAUCGUGGACGAGACGCUGGAAGACCUGAUCGAGACGGCGUCCUUCCUACAGGUCACGCCCAUCCUCAAGCUUCUCCCGUCGGAGAUCCGACCGGAGAACUGUGUGGAUCUCUACCGGCUCUCCGAGGUGUACGGGACCAACGACCUGCGCCACGCCUGCCUCCAGUUCAUGACCUGCCACUACCACCCGAUGCUGAGACGGCCCGAGUUCCACCUGCUGUCCCCAGAGCUCCGGGACCAGGUGCGGGAGAUGCGCAUGACGGGCACCGCCACUCUGCUUGUGAUCGGAGACUUCACCCGUGUUGCCGCGCCGUCGGACGGAGCAGCGGCCGGGCGACUGCAUCAGGAUGGCGCCGCCCCCUGGUCCAUGUUGCGGUACGGGGACGCGGAGAGGUGGUGGAAACCCCUUUUCAGCCACAAUCUGCCCUCAGACAUGAGGAACGUCCGCGGCUACGGCUACACGGUGCUGCACAACUAUCUGUUCAUCGUCGGUGGAUACCGGGUGGCCAGCCAGGAGAUGUCUGCCGCUCACUGCUACAACCCCUGUCGGAACGAAUGGGCCCAGAUCGCACCACUGAACCAAAAGAGGUCCAACUUCAGGCUGCUGGCGGCCCAGGGGCGUCUGUUCGCGGUGGGGGGGCAGAGCCUGGGCACGGUGGAGAGCUACAGCCCGGAGACGGACUGGUGGACCUGCGUCUCCUCCAUGCCCGAGCCGCUGGCCGAGUUCUCGGCCUGCGAGUGCCAGGGGAUGAUCUACGUCAUGGGGGGCUACACGCAGCGAGACAGGAACCUGGACGUGCUCCGCUACUGCCCGUCGUCAGACGUCUGGAGCGUGCUGCGCUCCUGCCGCACGCGACACGUCCGCAAGCAGCAGAUGCUGUCGGUGGGGGGCACCCUGUACCUGGUGGGGGGGUACACCCACGACCUCUGGGGCGCGGGGCCGGGCGCGGGCCGGCACCGCGCCCCCAGCCAGUCGGAGAACACGCUGAGGGUGCAGUCGUACGACGUGGCCACGGGCGAGUGGCUGCGGCUGAAGGAGAACGCCUUCCGCUCCGGACUCAACCUGACGUGCGCGCUCCACAACGACGGCGUCUACAUCAUGAGCCGCGACGUGGGCGCCCACCUGCUCAAGUACAACCUGUUCUCCGGCGCCUGGGAGGCGGGGGGCUCCUUCCCCGCGCUGGGCCACAACACGCUGCUCUGCUCCCUGUACCUGCCCCACUGGCUGUGACGGGGGGCAGGGGGGCAGGGCCCUGGGUGGCAGGGGGGCAGGGCCCUGGGUGGUAGGGGCCUUGGGGGAUGGCUGUAUUGCUGGUGAAGUGGUAGGCCUCCGUUCUAUCUGGCUGGCUCGUGGUCCACUCAGGUACGUUCCCCAGGGGGGGGGCCACGGGCCUUGGACUGGGGGUAUUGCUGGUUUGCAGCGGCAACACUAUCUGGUUGACUUCGGGACUCCUAGAACAUGUACUUGUACCAGAGGGAAAGAGUUGGAGUUACCUUUCUCUUCGGAUCUCAGUUUUCUGGGGGAGAACCGUCUUGAAUCCUCCCAAGGACCGAGGGAACCACACCUAAUUAGGAAAUAUUAUAAUAUAUUUUUUUAUAAAUUUAAGUUUGGCAAAUGUUCAUGCUUGUCUACUCAGAGUAGAUGUGUAUGAACAUUACGCACUACAUUCCUUGAAUUGACAAUUCUCUUGGAUGUGCAAAACAUGUGCACCUCUCCAAAGAAAACCUACAUUCAUUCUUAUGUUCUAUGCAAAUGAUGACAAUGAAAUAGGUUUUUGUUUUACACUGCACGUUAGACAAGAACUAGGAAACGAUUUGUCGCACAGAAGUGUCUUCAGCAGACGUUUUUUUACAAGCCUAGACUAAGCUACCAUUGCAAUUCCAUGAAAUGGAUGUCCCACGUGCCUUUAAUGACCGUUACAGCGCAACUCUGACGAUACUGACGAUUGCCUACAAGAACAUAAUGCAGUAAGGAUGCCAAUAAGUGACCAAAACUGCAGUUUUUAUGUUCUUUUUAGUUUUCUAGUGCCUUGAUUAAGAUAAUUUACACUUAGAAGAAAACACGUGAUUAUCCAGUGGUCUUCAAUCGAUUGUUUUAUCGCUGACUUUUCUUUUUUAUGUAUUAAAGGAUAUUUGCACAUUU
Gadus macrocephalus (Pacific cod) is the source of this 2737-nucleotide messenger RNA. RefSeq names its product kelch-like family, member 42 (gene klhl42). The record is from RefSeq and is a predicted model, not a curated record. Gene Ontology annotation, molecular function: protein binding. Bases 263 to 1825 code for a protein of 520 amino acids. The transcript has 3 exons. NCBI's taxonomy places the organism in Eukaryota, Metazoa, Chordata, Actinopteri, Gadiformes, Gadidae.